This is a messenger RNA of Zootermopsis nevadensis, 935 nucleotides long. It is a transcript of the gene RsfS312, whose product is annotated as ribosomal silencing factor RsfS-like protein, 312. The record is from RefSeq and is a predicted model, not a curated record. Gene Ontology annotation, molecular function: ribosomal large subunit binding. Gene Ontology annotation, cellular component: mitochondrion. Gene Ontology annotation, biological process: negative regulation of ribosome biogenesis; negative regulation of translation. Lineage: Eukaryota; Metazoa; Arthropoda; Insecta; Blattodea; Termopsidae.
UAUUUAUUAUAAAGGUAUAUAGCUUUGUGUUUGCUACAAUACCGAUGAACUGUGUGACACUAUUUGUUUAGUACGUGGAAAACGUAAUAAAAAUUUAAGGCUAUAUUGUGUGUGAAAUCGUGUAUUUAAUGUGUUGAAAUUUAGUGGUUAAUAAUGAAUUACUUAAGAAAGUGUGGACUAAAAAAUGCCCUGUGUUUACAAUUCGAUAGGCAUUUAUAUAAUGUUUUUUCACCAAGAAUUCAGCUAAGUAGAUUAUAUCGAAGUGGUUCGAAAAAUUCUGAAAUAGGAAAAGAAGAAAAUGAGGGCUCCAGUAACUUCUCUGAAAAAACACCAUCAACAAUGUCUUCCAAAUACAAUAUAUUCAGAGAUGAGGACGCCGAAGUUAUUUUGGACGUAGAAGAAGAAAGAUUAAAACAGCGUGAAUUACCUCAAGAACAAUCUAAAGACGAUUUUUUUGGUUUGAAUCUUAACAGAGGAGUUCAUGGGGUGUUUGAUAUUGAAGAAAUUGUUGACAUUCUUAGAAGAGAGAAAUUAGGAAACAUAUUUGUAGCAUCACUGCCACCUGAGGCAAAGUAUGUUGACUACAUCGUCGUAGUCACUGGGAAGUCUAAAAGGCAUAUGUCUGCUGUGGCAGAAUUUGUAAGGAAAUUGUACAAAAAGAAACGACAUCCUCAUGAUUUGAUACCAAGGAUAGAAGGAGAAAAUUCUAAAGAUUGGAUGGCAUUAGACUUGGGCAAUAUUGCACUGCAUAUCUUUUCAAAAAAUGCAAGAUCUCUGUAUGAUCUAGAAUCAUUGUGGUCAGUUGGUUCAGAAUAUGAUGUAGCGUACAAUAGACCUGAUGACCCCUUAAUUACCUUACUCCAGAAACAUUCAUUGUAUCUUGAUGGUCUUCAGCCUGCAGAAGGUGUAUCUGUAAAUACAAAUGUUUGAAAGUA